GUUGAAGUUCGAUGAAUUCGCUGAUUACAAGUGAAACCCGUUUUCGAUUCACUUAUUUUCAUUGAUCUGGAAAAUGAAUUGCUGAUCUGCAAGGAACUUCUUUAAAUUUAAUUAAUAAUUAAUAAUAAAAAAAAUCUGUAAAAAAAUUAGUAAUUUUUAAUAAAGAAAAAAAAGGUUGGGGGUAGCAGAAGAAUGUGUGAAUGCGCGUUUAUUAUGCUCAAUGCCUGAUUCGAACCCAUGACCAUAUUGAAAUCAAUGCUCUAUGCGUAUGCUGUAAGCAGUGGAACGUGAGGCCUAAGCCAGCGUUAGUUUUGCGCUAAAAUUGUAUAUGAAGGAUAUUUAGUAAUUGUUAGAUACAGAGAAUAUUAAUUCAAAUAUAUUAUAAUCUAAUGAAAUUUAUUAUAAAUAGAACCAAGAGGGUCAAUGUAAUAAUUUCUUCCAUUUCUCAUAAAAAUGUGUCCGAUUACAUAUAAAAUUAGGGUAUAAGACAAACAUUUCAUAUACAAGAUGAAGGUACGAAAGCAAAUUACAAGAGAACUAAUAGCACAUAAGUGGUAUAUACGUUAAUUAAAAACAAAAGGGGAUAAUAUUAUACAUUAGGCUAUAGUAUUCUACACUAGUUUUAUUAAGCCUCAAAAGUAGAUUACGUUAUUAUAUUAGGCUUGUAAGCCUCAAAAGGUUGGUGACAUCCAAAUAAAGAACAUGUUUUUUGUCAUCCAAACCAAAAUACGCAUCAAGGUAAUAUAUUUAUACCCUUAACUAUUAGUUACUCCCUCCGUUCCUUUAUACUCGCACCGUUUCUAAUUGACACGCUUGCCAAUGCACAACUUUGACCACCAAUAUCUUUAACUACAUAUUAUAAAAACUUGUAAAGAUAUUAAUAUUUUGAAAAUAUAUAUUAAGAUGAAGCCAACAAUAUAUUAUAUACUAACAUUUAUUUUCAUAUACUAGAAAUAAAUUAGGGUCAAAGUGAAUUAUGUGAAUAGUGUAAAAAGUCAAAACGGUGCGAGUAUUAAGGGACAGAGGGAAUGUAUUUGAGAAUAAAAUGUACUCCGUAUAUAGUUAAAGGAUAUCAUUCCGUUUGAAUUAAAGACAUGUCGCCAUCUUUAUAAUCAGAAACACACAUAAUAAUAUUAAAUUUAAUAUUUAAUAAGUACUCGUACAAGUAAGUUACAUUGGUACGAACCUUAGAAUAGGGAAAAUAUAUUAGACUAGGUUUGUCGCAUCAAAAGGUGGCCUAAAGCCUUAUAGUUUUUACCAAAAGUCACACAACAUAGAGUACUAUCCGUAUUCUAGGUACCGCCUAUAAUACAACAAAAGAACCGAACCAUGAUGUUAAGCGUGGUAAAGCUACAAAAUAAAUGCAACGUUAAUUUGCAUUUGGUCGGUUUUAGACAAAAGACACAAUUGUUAGAUAAGAGGAAAUUAGGGGGGUUCCCUAAUAUUGUGAGAAGCUCCUCAGCAACAAACUGAAAUGUUCUCCUUCUUCUGUGAAAUCGUGUUGAAUUUAGUUGUCAUCCUCAUCAUCUGAUCUCCACUCUUCCUCCGAGUAGGGUGCCUCGUGGUCAUCCCUAACCCUUGGUCCUAUCCCACUUUUCAUGAAUAAUUUGUUAAUGACGUGAGAGUUCUGAACAACUCCUUUUGCAGCUAGUUUCUCGUCAUGAAGAUUGUAUUCAUGCAUGACCCAAUCUGUCCUUUAUGUGCCUUUUAUCUUAAAUACUAAAGUCUUGAUAGUUCCUACUAUUCGGGAAUUAUAACGGACCAUCUUAUCGUCACUUGAAAUCCUCCAGCUCCCCAAAGGUGUACUUCUACUUGCUUUGUCCCCCUUUUGGUACUUUCUAUUUCGUGGGCUAAUGAAGUACCACAUCCUUUCCUUAUUCCUUAAAGCAGACAGUUGGGGGAGAUCCCAUGGUGCAUACUUGUAAACGUCCACCUCGGCUAUUUCCAUAAUUUCGUAACCUAUAACAAAUGAAAAACAAAUAUAAUCAAAAUACAACAGUUAAUUAUAAGGUAGACAUUUGAAUAGACUUGAUAACUGUCGAUCACGUGACCGAAGUGUUUAUUGACCAGCUCGGCUCUUUUGCGGACGUUAUCACGUUCCGACACGAGAACAAACUUGAGCCGUAAUUAAAAUUGGUCUACACAACAUUUUUAAUUGUCUACAAGGUGGUACAUUUGGUCUUUAAAAUUAUAAGGUCUAUACACUAACAACUUAAAGUAUUAAUAUCAAGUCUUUUUCGAAUAAAACUUCCGUUGCGUCAAUCUAAACGUGGGAAAGUAUUGUUUUGAAAAUAAAAUAACGUUGCACAAAUAGUCUGAUUUAACUUAUGCAUGUAGUACAAAAAGAAAAAGGAAAGGCAAUGACACCUUUCCACUACCUUGUACCACGUGUUGACCUAUUUGAGAAGAUAGACCGGCUAUUAAAGGGGAGGGGGUGACUCCAUCUUUUUUCCACCACUUCAUUCACUACAACCCCUUUCCCACUUUGAGCUUCCCCAAAUUCCCCUUUUUGUUUUCCAACACUUCUAAGACACGCCUCCAUGGAUGCACAACCCACAAACAACUUAGGGUUCGGAAUUCCCCCGCCCCCGCAGCCGUUCUUUACUAAUUUUGCAGCCAUCUUUCCAACAUGCAUGGUGGUUCGUAGCUUGGAUGAUGAUGAUUUGGGGGUGGAGUACAUGAUGUGUCCUUGGGACACUUUUCGUCUGGUAUACAACGACUACGCCCGCCGAGUAGCGUGCUCUCCUCAACACCUCCUGAUUUGCCGCCAAGGAGGAGAAGUUGUCCCACCGUUGCUCACGGCUGGAGAGAUCGGUCUUAUGGAGGGGGAGACCCUCAUAGUUCUCGGCCCCGUCCCUGGGAUGAACGUCAACUCGUUUGUCCGGACUUUUUCGGUGGUAGCAACCAUGGACUACCCACCGGUGUAUAUGGUGCAACGGCGAGUGACCGAUUACUUAUGUUCGGUCAUUACUGAAUACGCCAACUGGCUACGCAUCCCUCCCCUUAGGGUAACAAUCCGGCACAACAUGAUUGUGCGGGAAGGGACCGAAACUAUUCAAGAUGUCGGUAUUGUGAACGGGUCCACCCUCUACGCAAUCAUCGAGUAGGAUGGAUUGCUGAAUAUUCCCUUUUGAAAACUUUUGGAACGCAAAGGAUAAUUUUUUGCAUUUAAUUAGGCCGGGUACUUAUGAUCUAAGUUUUUUCCUCAUGCAUUGAGGUUGUUGUAUCCAACUAGUGCCUAAGUACGACAUUUUGUAUAACUACUAUCAAACUAGUAUCAAAACUAGUAUUUAUUUAUAACUCGAACAACUUUUAAUGUACCAAUUCAAACAGCUAUCUACUUAUCUAAUUUUAUUAAUGAUUUUUAGGUUA
This is a messenger RNA of Spinacia oleracea (spinach), 3372 nucleotides long. RefSeq lists its product as uncharacterized. The transcript is spliced from 2 exons. The coding region runs from base 2541 to 3107 and encodes 188 amino acids. Lineage: Eukaryota; Viridiplantae; Streptophyta; Magnoliopsida; Caryophyllales; Amaranthaceae. The record is from RefSeq and is a predicted model, not a curated record.